Suncus etruscus (white-toothed pygmy shrew) is the source of this 2168-nucleotide messenger RNA. It is a transcript of the gene SLC2A2, whose product is annotated as solute carrier family 2 member 2. The record is from RefSeq and is a predicted model, not a curated record. The transcript has 12 exons. The coding region runs from base 1 to 2025 and encodes 674 amino acids. Lineage: Eukaryota; Metazoa; Chordata; Mammalia; Eulipotyphla; Soricidae. Gene Ontology annotation, biological process: D-glucose transmembrane transport. Gene Ontology annotation, cellular component: brush border; membrane.
AUGCACAAAUUUCUAAGUGAAAUACCUGAAAGCUCACAAUUGGAGCUAUUGAUAUCUUAUAAGAUUAAAUUAAUCAAGAAGUUCUCAAAAAGUGACUUCAGGGUUCCAAAGCGUGAAGUCAAAGGAACCUGGGCAGAGCAGAUCCCCCGCCCCUCCGGCCUCUCUGAGGGAUUCUGGGUGCCAAGUAAACCCCCAACACAACCGCGAAGUGCAGCAGCUGACUUCGACCUGCAGGACAGGCGACACCUGCCAGUUUCCUCCAUGCGCUCGGCCAGUUUCCUCCAGCCGCUGCGCCCAGUCCACAAGCCGCAGACUAGCAGGAGGAUUUAUUCCUCCAGGUUUGAUCAGCCAAUGCAAUCACUACUGAAACCCUCCGCUUCCCCCCGAAAUAUAGUUUCAGCCCACCCCGAAAUGCUGAAGUUGCCUGCUGUUUCUCUCCACUGUGCUCUAUUCUCUCUGCAGAUCACCGGGACCUUGGUUUUCACUGUCUUUACCAUCAUGCUGAGUUCCUUCCAGUUUGGAUAUGACAUUGGUGUUAUCAAUGCACCUCAGCAAAUAAUAAUAUUUCAUUAUAGAUAUGUUUUGGGUGUCCCACUGGAUGACCGCAAAACUCUCAAUAACUAUGCUUUCAAUGGUACAGAAGAAUUGUUACCCACAGACUCAAACCCAGUGGAUACAAGACCAACCCCUCAGACUGAAGAAGAGAUUUCAGACUCUACUGCCAUUGUUACCAUGUUUUGGACCCUGUCAGUGUCCAUGUUUGCAAUUGGUGGAAUGAUUGCAUCAUUUUUUGGUGGAUGGCUUGGAGAUCGACUUGGAAGAAUCAAAGCCAUGUUGAUAGCAAACAUUCUUUCAUUAGCUGGAGCACUCUUGAUGGGGUUUUCAAAAUUGGGACCAUCUCACAUUCUUAUCAUUGCAGGAAGAGGCAUAUCAGGACUAUACUGUGGGCUAAUUUCAGGCUUGGUUCCAAUGUACAUUGGUGAAAUUUCUCCAACCACACUCCGGGGUGCUCUUGGUGCUCUUCACCAGCUUGCCAUUGUCACAGGCAUUCUUAUUAGUCAGAUCGUUGGCCUUGACUUUAUCCUGGGCAAUCAUGAUUACUGGCCCAUCCUGCUUGGUCUAUCUGCUGUGCCAGCUGUCCUACAGUCUUUACUGCUCUUUUUCUGUCCAGAAAGCCCCAGGUAUCUUUAUAUAAAUUUACAAGAGGAAAAAAAAGCAAAGAAAAGCUUGAAAAGGCUAAGAGGGAAUGUGGAUAUCAGCAAAGACAUCACCGAGAUGAGAAGAGAAAGAGACGAAGCAGCAAAGGAACAGGAAGUCUCCAUAUAUCAGCUCUUUACUACUUCCGAUUACCAACAGCCUACUCUAGUAGCAUUGAUGCUACACAUGGCUCAGCAAUUUUCCGGAAUCAAUGGGAUCUUUUACUACUCAACCAGCAUUUUUCAAACAGCUGGAGUCAGUCAACCUGUUUAUGCAACCAUUGGAGUUGGUGUUGUCAAUACACUAUUCACUGUUUUCUCUGUAUUCCUAGUGGAGAAGGCAGGCCGACGUUCUCUGUUUUUAAUUGGGAUGAGUGGAAUGUUUGUCUGUGCCAUCUUCAUGUCAGUGGGACUUGUGCUACUGGAUAAAUUUUCUUGGAUGAGUUAUGUGAGCAUGCUAGCCAUUUUCCUCUUUGUCAGCUUCUUUGAAAUUGGACCAGGGCCUAUCCCCUGGUUCAUGGUGGCAGAAUUUUUCAGUCAAGGACCACGCCCUGCUGCCUUGGCAUUAGCUGCCUUCUGCAACUGGACCUGCAACUUCAUCGUAGCUUUGUGUUUCCCUUACAUUGCGGACUUCUGUGGACCCUAUGUGUUUUUUCUCUUCGCUGGAGUACUCCUGGCCUUUACGCUGUUCACCUUUUUUAAAGUUCCAGAAACCAAAGGAAAGUCCUUUGAGGAAAUUGCAGCAGAAUUCCACAAAAAAAGAAGCUCAGCUCCCAAAGCAAAAUCUGCUGUGGAAAUGAAAUUCCUUGGUGCUACAGAUGCUGUGUAAAGAAGACCUUUUGGACAUAAACAGAAACAGGAAUGAAGCUGCCUUGUUUUUAGUGACAGUUCUUUUAACAAUGGUAAUCCAUAUGUUGAAUUAGUUACCAAAGAGCUUUUCUGGGUUCUGAUCAUAAAGGUCAUCAAGUAUUA